This is a messenger RNA of Vigna unguiculata (cowpea), 741 nucleotides long. RefSeq lists its product as uncharacterized. Lineage: Eukaryota; Viridiplantae; Streptophyta; Magnoliopsida; Fabales; Fabaceae. The record is from RefSeq and is a predicted model, not a curated record.
GAAGAACGCCACAGUAGUCAUUGAAAAUUUGUUAAGGCAAAUAGAUUUUAUGUUUGCAGCGAAGUUAGGUUCCAAUUUUCCAUUUUGAUUGUGGGUGGAGGUAGAGAUGAUAACCCACUCCAAAUUCGUGGAUCAGCUCCGAGAUUACCAUGUUCGAUACAAGCGCAACCACUCUGCUCUUACUUUCUUCUCGCCCAAGCCCCAUGUCCAAACUCGGGGUGAUGUUGCUGAGGCGAUUUUUUUUGCUUUACUAUUCUCCGUGCUUGUUGUCUCAUCCCUCACGACCCUUUAUUUGAGGCACUUUUGGCUUUUUGGGGUUGUCAUAUGCUUCAAUAUAUUUCUUCCAGCCCGGUUAAGAAUGACUAGGCAAACAUUGGCAAGGAACAGGGAAAGAAGACUGCCAUUGUCCAUAUGAGAACUUCUUGGCGUGUAAUUAAUUUGGUCUUUCGUGAAUACUCAGGGUACGAAGUGAAUUUGUGGUACACUUGUUGCACUAGUAAUGUACAUAAUACUGAGCCCAGUCAAGUCAAGAGGCACAACAAUUUUCUUGCUUUGUCUCUUAAUUUGCUUUUAGAUUUUCAUCAAGGAAUUCCUGACAGGAUUAUCUGCAGUGUUUCUAAAUACAUUGUAGCUUUGGCUGCGUAGAGUUGUAUAACUUGCAAAUGUAAAUAGUCAUAGUUGAUGAAGAAAUAUAAAAGAAAUUUUCUCUCUGGAAAUUGCAGGCUAGUUCUCCAUGCAAAA